This is a messenger RNA of Hyalella azteca, 1557 nucleotides long. RefSeq lists its product as uncharacterized. The transcript has 5 exons. Gene Ontology annotation, biological process: chromosome segregation. The record is from RefSeq and is a predicted model, not a curated record. Gene Ontology annotation, cellular component: Ndc80 complex. Bases 272 to 970 code for a protein of 232 amino acids. NCBI's taxonomy places the organism in Eukaryota, Metazoa, Arthropoda, Malacostraca, Amphipoda, Hyalellidae.
UGUAGGCUGUCCUGGGCUGUGAAGAGCUUAUGAAUGCCUAUGAAUUGUUACAGUCAAAGCCAAAAAUUUUGAAGAUAAAUUGAUGAUUUUUGGAUAUUUCAUGGUCAUGUAUUGAGACUAGACAAAUUAUUGUGAACUUGUAGAGAUUUUGGCUAAGAAUAGUUUAUUGAUUCAUCAUCAAACCCAUUCUGCAUGUUCUGGAAAUUGUAAGAGAUUGUGAGUGAAGGACUCUUCUACAAGUUGUCAGGCCUGUUUUUAAAUCAGUAAUGAAAUGGCUUCAGUAAAAGCUGAAACCAACUUUUUUAAAUUAGACCUAGAUUGUAUCUUCCGAGAAAUUGAUGAUGACCAGCAAGCCAUUGCUGAUUUGCAAGCUGCUGCUUGUGGCAAAUUGCAUGAGCGCUGUCAAGAAUUUGUAAUUAUGAAUAAAAAAUACAGAGAUCAGGAAGUUGCACUAGAAAAGAAUAUAGAGAGAUUGCAGCGCGAGUUCCAAGCAGCAUGCGGAGACAAUCAACGCAACCAGCACAAGGCUGCCCUGCUCUCCUCUGAACUUGCCAGCAUACAACUUGCAUUGAAAGAAGAGGAGAACAAGAAGGCAAGAAAGGAGCAAUGCCUGGCAGAAGCUUUAAGUGAAGUUGCGGAGAAGCAGCGAAUAUUAGAUGAUAUCACAACAGAGAACAAGGACCGUGAGGCCACAGCUGGGCUUGGUGUGCAUCUGUUUGAGCAACACUUGGGUCUGAGCAUCUGCAAGCUGUCCUCCACCAACACCACUGUCUUCUCCUUCACGAAGGUGCAGAGAGCUGACCCAAGUCGCGUGUUCAAGGUGUCUGUGACGCUGAAAAAUAAGCUAUACGAGGUUACUACAGAUCCUCAAAUUCCGGACCUGCCGAGGUUGCAGCAGCGGCUGAACGAGACCAAUAACCUCCUAGGCUUUCUCGGAAAGGUUCGGAAGAUUUUCAAGAAGAUGGAGUAACGAAUAAUUGUUCAUUCACGAUUGAGUCUGUUGACUAUAACCUCUGUUCCCAAAGGGGAAACCUAAUACUAUAUAAUGUUAAGGACUGAAAGGCAUGGUUCAUGCUUGACUAAGUUGUAUUCAGGCUUCUAGAAAUAACAACAUUCAGUUUGUCGAAUUCAAUGUUUUUCUGCAAAAAUCGAUUCAUUUACUUAGGUCAUCGGCAUCCUUAACUGAUGUCCGGUCAUUUUUUGACGAAAGAAUAAUAAUUAAGCUUUUCUCUGACAUGUGCAAGACGUUCGCUAAGCAAAGGUUUAGGUUUUUAUGUCUUGAAUGCCUAUAUAUGUAUCUUUUUGUAUAGUAUGUCUCUUAUUAUAUUACCGUAUUAUAUAUAUGUCUCUAUAUAUGCAAUGAGUGUAAAAAGUUCAUAUGACUGUAGGCUACCAUUUCUAAAUCGAAUAUAGUUCGUUUUGAAAUCACAUGUACAUUUAUAUCUUGAUAGAUCAGCUGUAGUGAAUCCUAUUAUUACGCUGUUUAAUGAAAUUUGGAACUGCUUCACGCUGCCUUAACCCAAUUUUAAACGUCGCCCAAUAAACCCUUCAUUCAUC